Rangifer tarandus platyrhynchus (Svalbard reindeer) is the source of this 651-nucleotide messenger RNA. Lineage: Eukaryota; Metazoa; Chordata; Mammalia; Artiodactyla; Cervidae. The record is from the annotation of a GenBank genome assembly.
AUGGGCCUCCUCCUUCCAGCAGAGGAGCAUCCCCGGGAGGACGUCGGUGGAGGAUGGCCUGUCGGAAGCCAGGCGGCCGUGGGCCCAGCCAGCCCUUUCCUGCCCAGCCCCCGCGGCCCGAGCAUGGGCACGCUCAGCGCCCAAGACCUCAGGGGCAGCGCCCGGUCGCCCUCGGUGCUGCCCACCAAACGGCACGGCCGCUCCCUGUCGGAGCCGGAUGAGCGGGCCAUUAGCAGGUCCCCGAGGCUCCCUGGCGGCCCCAGGGUCUGGACUCCAGUCACCAAGAGGCGCUGCCACAGCAGCGGUAGCGCCUGGUUGCCCGGCCGCGCCCUCCCGGCCACCAGCGCCGCUUCGGCCCCUGCGCCCUGGCUGCCCUUGGCCAGCGGCAGCCUCCCUGCUCCAGGCCUGGGCAGGCCACCCGCGGGGGCCCGCACACCCUCCCAUGAUGCUGCCUGUCGCUGGCGCAGGAGCGCCUGGUGCUGGCGGGCGCGGCCCCACCCUCGGCCGGCAGCGCGCCCGCAACCAUGCCCGCAUCCACGCCCGAGCCGGGCCGCUGCCAGGGCCUGUUCCACUGCUCCUCUCAGCCGUGCGUCUGCGCAGGCGGGAAGGGCUGGUGGAAGCAUGGGCGUGCAGAGGCCCUCGACUUCCUGA